Molecule: messenger RNA, 1840 nt
Organism: Glossina fuscipes
Lineage: Eukaryota; Metazoa; Arthropoda; Insecta; Diptera; Glossinidae
Product: sodium-coupled monocarboxylate transporter 1-like
Biological process (GO): sodium ion transport; transmembrane transport
Cellular component (GO): membrane
Molecular function (GO): symporter activity
Source: RefSeq, a predicted model, not a curated record
AUGGUUGUGGGUAUUGCGAUAAUGUUUGAUAUGAUGGAUGAUCUGGUUAAUUUCAGUUCGUUUCGCUUCCAUUGGGCCGAUUAUGUGGUUUGCAUAGCGCUUGUUUUGUUAUCAACUGGAACCGGAUUUUAUAUCGCCAAAUUUUACAAAAUAAAACUCUUAUAUAAACUGCAAUUUUAUAGAGGCAAGGAACGAGUAAGUGAUGUUGAGCAAAUUGAUUAUGGUUCAACGAAAAUGAAUGAAUAUCUCCUUGGUUCACGAACACUAAGCGUUUUGCCAGUCGCCAUGAGUUUAGUUGGCAGCUAUGUCUCUGGCGUCACUAUAUUGGGUACGGUAUCAGAAAUUUAUUAUUAUGGCACUCAGUAUUCGCUGAUUGCUGUUGCUAUAAUUGCAAUGGCAUUUCCCGUGGCAUACAUCUAUGUACCCGUUUUUUAUGUACUCGGCGUGCAUUCGUCUUACGAGUACCUGGGAAUGCGAUUUAAUAACGCUGUACGAACCCUUUGUUCCGUAUUCUUUAUAUUGGACGAGAUAUUCUUCCUACCGAUGGUUGUCCAUGUUCCAUCUAUAACUUUCCAGCAAGUAACUGGUGUUCAUGCACUCAUUGUUAGUACGAUAAUGUGUGCGUUGUGUGUCGCGUAUACUCUUGUUGGUGGCAUAAAAGCCGUUGUUUACACUGACGCUUGGCAAGUUUUUGUUAUGUUUUGGACUGUUAUAACUGUAGUGAUUAUUGGAAUCGUUUAUGGAGGUGGUUUCGGCCCGAUUGGUGAAGCUGCUUCUGAAGGUGGUCGCCUCAUAUUUGCUAAUGUUAAUCCAUCGUUGCUGGAGAGGCAAACACUAUGGGCCGUGUUAAUUGGAGGCUUUUCUUAUUGGACUUCCUUCAAUUCGGUUAACCAAACAAUGGUGCAAAGAUAUCUAUCACUAUCCUCGCUAAAAAAAGCUCGUCUAAGUAUUCUAGUAUUUACGGCAAGCAUUGUUUUUUUCAUCAUUUUUUUAUGCAUUGGUGGAUUGUUAGUAUACCAGGCUUAUGCACACUGCGAUCCCCUUUCAGCGAAAUUAAUAGAGCAAGACGAUCAAAUCUUCCCAAUUUAUGUAAUACAAACGGUCGGAAAUUUACCCGGCAUGCCAGGUUUAUUUGUAGCUGGUGUCUUUGGAGCUGCUUUAAGCUCCCUAUCGACUGUUCUAAAUUCCACUGCUUUGGUCAUAAUGGAGGAUAUCGUGAAGAAUGUCAUAAAAAUAGAAUUGUCUCCUAAAACGGCAAAUCGCCUAGUCAAAGGCUCUGUACUUAUUUUAGGUCUUGUCGGCCUUGCAUUGUCUUUCCUCUUUCAACAUUUGGAGGGUAUUUUAAGCGUAGCCACGUCGCUGACCGGUCUCGCUUCAAGUGCCCAAUUCGGUAUGUUCACACUCGGAAUGUUAUUCCCUUGGACGAACAGUAUAGGCGCAUUAACCGGCGGAAUAAUUGGUUAUUUAAUGGGCGGUUGGAUUGUCUUUGGUAUACAGAUUGCCUCUUACAUGGAUUUACUCGUACGCGACAAACUCCCUCUUAGCGUCUCGGAAUGUCCUUUUAAUGCUACUCUAAUGGAACCUCAAGAACAAACCGACAUAAAUCCGGUUUUUUUAAUGUCAUACCACUGGACAAAUCCUAUUGGAGUGGGCACUACCCUUCUCGUUGGAGCAAUUGUAUCAUUGGCAACAAAACCAACGAAAUUAGAAGAAAUCAAUAUGGACUAUCUGGCACCUUUUACCCACAGAUUCUUUCGCAAGUUUAUGGCAAAACCGCAAGAUAACACUGAGCCUGUUACUUGAAACUGCCUCUAUUGCUGUCGACAGAAGGUAUUAUGAA